AUGACCCUUAAAAAAUAUAACCUUUCACUGAAAAGUAAAUUUCAACCACCACCAAACAUUAAUGUCAUCGAAACAUAUAUCUCAUUAGUACAAAAGGAUAUGCAGCAACUAAGGGAACAGUCACAGGCUAAAUUUAGAUCUAACCUCACUAAAAUAGAGAAGAAUAUACUAACCAAAUUGAGCAACAGGGAUGAAAUCACAAUCAAACCGGCCGACAAGGGCGGAGCGAUUGUCAUUAUGGACACUGUGAAAUAUGAGUGUGAGAUAAAAAAACAGCUCAACGAUACCUCUGGCUAUCGUCUAAUUGAUCAAGACCCAAAGUUUGAUAUCUCUCGGAAGAUCAAACUUUUGGUAGAUGACGCGUACGCAGAGGAUAUCAUUGAUGGUCCAUUACAUGACUACUUGAUAGUCACACAUCCGGUCACUCCGGUAUUGUACACCCUACCCAAGAUACAUAAGAGCAGGGUUGAUCCGCCAGGACGCCCUAUUGUGUCCGGCAUCAACUCUGUUCUUUCACGACCAGCUAUGUUCUUGGAUGGGGUGUUACAACCGUAUGUUACAAAAGCAUUAUCUUAUGUGAAAGAUACCACCCACUUCUUGUGUAAACUGAAAGAAUUAAAGAUUGAACCUGGAGACAGGCUAGUCUCGUUUGACGUGGUCAGUCUUUACACGAGCAUUGACCAUGCUAAAGGUUUGGAGGCAGUCAGGCAUGUCUUGACUGACUCAGAAUAUACACCAGAAAUGGUAAAUUUUAUUCUGAGGUUAUUGGAGACUAUACUGACCUGGAAUUACUUUAAAUUUAAAGAUCAAUUUUUUUUACAAACGAGGGGGACGGCAAUGGGGUCUAACGCCGCACCUGUUUAUGCCAACAUUUACAUGUCAUGUAUAGAGGAUCGGUUUGUGUAUCCAUCCAGCUCCUUCAAAUUUGUGAGGGGCUGGAUGAGAUACAUUGACGAUAUCUUCUGUAUAUGGACAGGUACAGAACCGGAAUUACAUGCAUUCAAUGAGUACCUAAACAACAUUCACCCAGCUUUAAAAUUCACGAGAGUCAGUUCUAUGACCGAGCUACAAUUCCUGGACACAUUGGUAUGUGUCCAGAAUGGAAAAUUGGGCACGGACAUACAUGUGAAAAAUACUGACAAAAAUAACAUCUUAAAAUAUGACAGCUCACAUCCCCGAGAUAUGAUAAAAUCAUUACCUUACAGCCAAUUUCUACGGGUACGUAGAAUUGUCAGUGAUGAAGAAAAAGUGGAGGAUGGUUCAGAAGAGCAUCACAAUGUCUCACAGGAUGAUCAGCUUGUGAAUCCGGGUGAAGAUCGGAAAAAUAUUAAUCCUAUAGAGACAUAUGUGAGGGGCGAUGAGCAGAGUACAGAGGACAUUCCUGCAGAUAACCGCCCAGAUGACUGUACCAGGAACUUAGAGAAACAUCUGGUAUUUUCAGAUUUUGAAGUAGAUGAUUGUGGUAUCACACGAGAUACAUUUGAAGAGCAUGCCAAUAUGCAAGAUAUACCCUCAUCCAAUCGCAGAAACAAUGCAUCAUUUGAUUCUUUUAAACAGGUCCGAUCUUCUGAUUCAUCACAGAUUGCAACAGGUGCUAAACAUCAAACAGCUCACAUAAAAGAGAAGCCAUUUUCAUGUUCAGAAUGUGGAAAAUGUUUUCGAUUUAAAUCAGCUCUUAUUGUACAUCAGAGAAUUCACACAGGGGAGAGGCCAUUUUCAUGUUCAGAAUGUGGGAAAUGUUUUCACGAUAAAUCAGGUCUUGUUAUGCAUCAAAGAACUCACACAGGGGAGACACCAUAUUCAUGUUCAGAAUGUGGGAAAAGUUUUCGAUUUAAAUCGGCUCUUGUUGUACAUCAGAGAAUUCACACAGGGGAGAAGCCAUUUUCAUGUUCAGAAUGUGGGAAAUGUUUUCACAAUAAAUCAGGUCUUGUUAUGCAUCAGACAAUUCACACAGGGGAGAAGCCAUUUUCAUGUUCAGAAUGUGGGAAAUGUUUUCACAAUAAAUCAGGUCUUGUUAUGCAUCAGAGAAUUCACACAAGGGAGACGCCAUAUUCUUGUUCAGAAUGUGGGAAUUUUUUUCUCCAGAAAUCAUCUCUUGAGGCUCAUCAGAGAAUUCACACAGGAGAGAAGCCAUUUUCAUGUUCAGAAUGUGGGAAAUGUUUUAGACAAAAAUCGGAACUUGUCACACAUCAGAGAAUUCACACGGGGGAGAAGCCAUUUUCAUGUUCAGAAUGUGGGAAAUGUUUUAGACAAAAAUCGGCUUAUGUUGUACAUCAGAGAAAUCACACAGGAGAGAAGCCAUUUUCAUGUUCAGAAUGUGAGAAAUGUUUUAAGAUGAAAUCAGAACUUGUUAAACAUCAGAGAAUUCACACAGGAGAAAAGCCAUAUUCAUGUUCAGAAUGUGGUAAAUGUUUCAACCAUAAAUCAUCUCUUGCUCUCCAUGAGAGAACUCACACAGGAGAGAAGCCUUAUUCAUGUUCAGAAUGUGGGAAAUGUUUUAAGGAUCAAUCAGGUCUUGUUAUUCAUCAGAGAAUUCACACAGGGGAGAAGCCAUUUUCAUGUUCAGACUGUGGGAAAUGUUUUAAGGAUCAAUCAGGUCUUGUUAAACAUCAGAAAACUCACACAGGGGAGAAGCCAUUUUCAUGUUCAGAAUGUGGGAAAUGUUUUAAGGAUCAAUUAGGUCUUGUUAUUCAUCAGAGAAUUCACACAGGGGAGAAGCCAUUUUCAUGUUCAGACUGUGGGAAAUGUUUCAACCAUAAAUCGGGUCUUGUUAUACAUCAGAGAAAUCACACAGGGGAGAAGCCAUUUUCAUGUUCAGAAUGUGGGAAAUGUUUUAAGAAUAGUCUUGUUAUUCAUCAGAGAAUUCACACAGGGGAGAGGCCAUUUUCAUGUUCAGACUGUGGGAAAUGUUUCAGCCAUAAAUCAGGUCUGGUUAUACAUCAGAGAAAUCACACAGGGGAGAAACCAUUUUCAUGUUCAGAAUGUGGGAAAUGUUUUAAGGAUCAAUCAGGUCUUGUUAAACAUCAAAAAACUCACACAGGGGAGAAGCCAUUUUCAUGUUCAGAAUGUGGGAAAGGUUUUAAGGAUCAAUCAGGUCUUGUUAUUCAUCAGAGAAUUCACACAGGGGAGAAGCCAUUUUCAUGUUCAGACUGUGGGAAAUGUUUCAACCAUAAAUCAGGUCUUGUUAUACAUCAGAGAACUCACACAGGGGAAAAGCCAUUUUCAUGUUCAGAAUGUGGGAAAUGUUUCCACUGUAAUUCAUCGCGUCUUGUUAUACAUCAGAAAAAUCACACAAGGGAGAAGCAUUUCUCAUGUUCAGAAUGUGGGAAAUGUUUUAAGGAUAAAUCAGGUCUUGUUAUACAUCAGAGAAAUCACACAGGGGAGAAGCCAUUUUCAUGUUCAGAAUGUGGGAAAUGUUUUAAGCAGAAAUCAGGUCUUGUUACACAUCAGAGAAAUCACACAGGGGAGAAGCCAUUUUCAUGUUCAGAAUGUGGGAAAUGUUUUAAGUAUAAAUCAGGUCUUGUUACACAUCAGAGAAAUCACACAGGGGAGAAGCCAUUUUCAUGUUCAGAAUGUGGGGAAUGUUUUAUGAAAAAAUCAUCUCUAGUUAGACAUGAAAAUACUCACAUAUAAAAGAAGCCAUCUUUAUGCUUGGCCCUUUAGUGACCACCAACACAUGUUUUCUUGGUCGUCACUGGCUUUAUUUCAUCAGAUACUCCUUUUUACAGGGAGAUAAAACAGCACCUUGAUUUCAUUUACCAGAGGUAGCUGAGGGUUUGGAGCAACGAUUGGGACUAGAGUUGAGCGGACACCUGGAUGUUCGGGUUCAACAGGUUCGGCCGAACUUCGGA
This is a messenger RNA of Bufo bufo (common toad), 3851 nucleotides long. Its product is annotated as zinc finger protein 271-like. The transcript has 8 exons. NCBI's taxonomy places the organism in Eukaryota, Metazoa, Chordata, Amphibia, Anura, Bufonidae. The record is from RefSeq and is a predicted model, not a curated record. The coding region runs from base 1 to 3633 and encodes 1210 amino acids.